AUUACCGUUUCAUAACCGGGAAUUCCCAAUAUUUAGAAAAUUGGGAGCUUUCUGAACUGUAUUUUUAGCUUCUCCAAUUCCAAAUGGCGCCCGCCUUUCCCCCCUUAACAUUUCAAUUCUAGAUCUGCAACUUCAAACUUCUCUCUUUUCAGUUCUCCCCCAAACCAAAAUCCCCAGCUAGGGUUUUACAACUCGUUUUGCUGCUGUGGAGUAGUAGUAUUCUUUUUCUUCUAUGACGUCCGAGAAAGAAACCCUAGAUGACAAGAAACCAGAGGAGGUGAUUGAGGAGCAAGAAGCAAAGGAAAAGGAAGAGGAAUCUUCCGCACAAGGACAAGAAGAAGAGAAAACGAAAACUGAAGUAGAGGAAGUAGAAGAAAUGCAAGUUGACGAAAAAGACGCGGAAUCAGAGGAGGAGAAAGAAGAAUCAGAAGAGGAGGAAAAGGAAGAAGAAAAACCAGUCAAGAAGGGCAAAAGCAAAGGUGAGAGUACGGAAGAGCCUGUGACACCAAUCUCAAGACCGACUAGGGAAAGGAAAACUGUGGAGCGCUACUCUGAGUCUUCAGAUGCUAGAGCUUCCACACCUAAGCCAUUGUCAAUUAGGAAGGGUAGUGGUACUCAGUUGAAGGAUAUACCAAAUGUGGCUUAUAAACUAUCCAAGAGAAAACCCGAUGAUAACCUGCAAAUACUUCACAACAUUCUUUAUGGGAAGAAAUCGAAGGUACACAGUUUGAAGAAAAACAUAGGACAGUUUUCAGGAUUUGUUUGGGUUGAAAAUGAGGAAAAGCAAAGGCGAAAAACCAAAGAGAAGUUGGACAAGUGUGUUAAGGAAAAGCUGCUGGAUUUUUGUGAUGUCCUCAAUAUUCCAGUGAGCAGAACUUCUGCAAAGAAGGAUGAGCUCUCGGAGAAAUUAUUGGAAUUCCUGGAAUCUCCUCAUCCUACAACAGAUUCCUUGCUUGCUGAUAAAGAACAGAAGGGUAAGAAGCAAAAGAGAAAGGGCUCAGCUAGCAAAAGUGCAGGCUCCUUGGAUAAGUCAGUUAAGAAGCAUCAGGAAUCUGAAGUUGGGGUAAAACGCAAGCGGCCAGCAAAAACUGAGGAAGAAGCUGAUGAUGAACAACCAUCAGAUAGUGGAGAUGACUCUGAGAAUGAUGAUGAAGCUCCUAAAGAAGGAAGUGAUCAGGAAGAGAGUGGUUCUGAGAAAGAUGAGAAACAAGAGGAAGAGGAAGUGGAAGAGAAGCCAAAGAAAAACAAGUCUAGUGAGAAGAUUUAUUCAAAGAAGAGUGUGAAGAAGGAUUCGGGGAGUAAAGCAGCAGAGAAGACUAAGGCCACAGUAAAGGGCAGCCCUGCUAAGUCCUUGAAAAGUUCAUCAAAAUCUACCCCUUCAAGUUCAGCUUCCAAGAAAGGUGCUUCUGCUGCUGAUUCAACAUCUAAACCCAAGAAAGAAAAAGCUGAAAAAAAGAGUAAAAAAGAAGAAACUGAAUCUGUGAAGGAAAAUUCUUCAAGCAAGAAACAAUCAAGCAAGUUUAUGUCUAAAGUUUCUGAAAAAGGAAAAGGGAAAAGUGUAAAGAAGGCCAAGGCAGAGCCCAGCAAAGAAGAAUUGCAUGCAGUAGUAGCAAUUAUUCUGAAAAAAGUGGAUUUUAACACUGCAACUUUAUCUGAUAUUAUCAGGCAACUAGGUAGCCACUUUGAUCUGGAUUUGAUGCACAGAAAAGCAGAGGUAAAGGCUAUAAUCACUGAAGUAAUAAAUAGCAUGAGUGAAGAGGAAGAAGAGGAUGAACCUGAGGGUGGUGAGGAUGCAGAAAAAUCUGAAGGUGAUGAUGCAGAAAAGUCUGAAGGUGAUGAUGAUGCAGAAAAGCCUGAAGGUGAUGAUGCAGAAAAGUCUGAAGGUGAUGACAGUGAUACUUGAUUUACAAGUUAAGUCGAAAGAUUUGCUACCAAUACAAGCUUCUUAAUUGUUCUGAUUUGCAUGUUGUCCUCUGUAUAGACAUGCAAGUGAGAAGUUAUACAGUUAGCUGCAAGAUAUACAGAUGGUGGCCUCAAUAGGAUAGUUGUAAUAUAGACAUUUCUGUGUUAGCUAAUCUGAUGUGACCUUAGGAUUUCCUUUUCCCCAUUUCUUGCUGAUAGUCGGGUUUUGAGCUUCUUGUACUUUUUAAUAUUUAGAACUAUUGCAGAUUGCCAGAGGUUAGAUAUGAUGAAUGACAGAUUCUGUAUCAUGUGUACCGCUGCUGAAUAAAGAGAUUAAAAGAAACUCCAUUUGGCUGGAGGGUUUGCUUGAUAA
Molecule: messenger RNA, 2275 nt
Organism: Solanum dulcamara
Lineage: Eukaryota; Viridiplantae; Streptophyta; Magnoliopsida; Solanales; Solanaceae
Product: DEK domain-containing chromatin-associated protein 1-like
Exons: 11
Coding region: 233-1903 (556 amino acids)
Biological process (GO): regulation of double-strand break repair; chromatin organization
Cellular component (GO): nucleus
Molecular function (GO): DNA binding; histone binding
Source: RefSeq, a predicted model, not a curated record